GCCCCUCUGUUCUGUUCAGUAUAUGGCAAUCACGUCAUCCACCACUGCAGUGCACCCACCUGUGGGCCUGUGGGGAGGGAGUGGGUUGAAAAACUGCUCAAGAACACAGAAGUUUAGGAAGGGUCAUGAAGAACACCGAAAGUGGAACUGCAGAGAAAGGGUUAUGCAGGCAGAAAGCAAGUCAACAAAAGCACUUAGUUAGGAUACGUAACUUGAAAUUGACUCCUUUGGAAAUUGCCAUAGAACCGUUAAUGGACAUCAUCAGCUGGAACUGGGAUCUGAUGAAUCCCACAAAAGUCAGCACCUGCUACAGAACAGAUGCCCUGAUCACCAAGGACUUGGUACUGAUUUAGAGAGAAGAGAGCAGCUCCUAGCAGCAUCAACAUCUAUUUGUCGCUUAUUUGCCCUGCAGCAAUUCACCUGCCUUUCCUUCUCCCAUCCUGUAAAUAUCCUAGGUUUUGCUCCAGUGUUUCCCAUCCCAGUACUGACCUAACUUGGAUCUACUAAGAACUUAGGGGGCUCUGAGGAAAAAAAAAAAAGGGGAGAUCAUUUGCAUUAAUGAAAUUAGCUACAAAGGCUCCUGGGCCUUUUUCCUUUCUGAAAUUGUGUCUUCAAAUUUUUAGAAGUUGCUGAUCAGAAUCGUGGGCACUUAAAUUUAUUCUCUGGUUACAAAUAUUUUAAAUAAGUUGGUUUCUGUAAGAACUCCAAAAAACGUUUUAGCUGCUUACCUAGCACCUUUCUCAGGAAGUAAUAAUAGCACCAAAUAUUGCUGAUUCACUACCUGAUGAAGAUUAUUUCCUGAGUUAAAAUACUCAUGGCAGUUUGUAUACAUUAAAAGAAGGGUUUUACUUUUUUAAAAAUCUUGGGAAUAAUAGCUAUCACGUGUUGAGUCCUUACUGCCUUCCAGGCACUGUUCUAUGCACUUUAUAUACUGUAUCACGUUUAAUCCUUCCAUCAAUGCUUUCAGGUAGGUAUGAUCUCUAUUUUACACACAAGUAAUAAGGAAAAAGGCUCAAGGAGUUAAAUCAUUUAUCAAGAGUGGUUCUCUGAGUGACAGAGCCGGGCAGUGGGCCGACUUGUCAGGCUGCAGCGCCGGCUCCUCUAGCCCAACGUUGGUUUACAAUAGUCAAGAUGAGUUGAAGUCAAGGGGUUUUUUUCCCUAUGUAAAGCUAUUUAUAUCUUCCAAGCCAAAUGGAAUAUUAUAAAAAUACAGUUAAUUCAUCCUAUGAGCAGGAAGAAUAUUUUUUAGUGUAAUUGUUUUCCAGCAAUUGUAAGAGCAUACUGCUUGUCUCAGAAGAAAAUUCCAUCGAGGGGCUUUAAAGUCUUUAUGUAUAAAAGACAAAAUAAAAAUCAUUUUUCUUAUUUUAGUUUUCUGGAUAUGCCGCAGAAGGAUCCGUGCCAGAAACAAGCCUGUGAAAUACAGAAAUGUUUACAAGCCAACAACUACAUGGAAUCUAAGUGUCAGGCUGUCAUCCAAGAACUGCGUAAGUGUUGUGCUCGAUAUCCCAAGGGAAGAUCUCUCGUCUGUUCAGGAUUUGAGAAAGAAGAGGAAGAGAAGCUGACGCUGAAGCCCACAUGACAGUAAAGUUCUGCUGAGAAGCAAACUGCUGCCCCACAUUGCCACCACGCGGGUUUUAUCUAUCCUCCUGACUCUUUCUUCAGGCCAGGUAGCAGCAAAUAUCAAAUGAAAAAGUCAACUAUAAAAGUUAAUAUGCCAUCUAUGCAGAACAAAUAUAAAUAUAUUAAACAAAUAAGUAGAAUGUGAUAAAACUGAGCUGCUAAAAUAAACCUUUUAAGUGAAA
Molecule: messenger RNA, 1802 nt
Organism: Aethalodelphis obliquidens (Pacific white-sided dolphin)
Lineage: Eukaryota; Metazoa; Chordata; Mammalia; Artiodactyla; Delphinidae
Gene: CMC4
Product: C-X9-C motif containing 4
Exons: 2
Coding region: 1328-1579 (83 amino acids)
Cellular component (GO): mitochondrial intermembrane space
Source: RefSeq, a predicted model, not a curated record